AUGUCUACUUUCUUACCGGCGUUCUCCCCUUUUGUCCCUGCCUCUGAGACUUGGGACACCUAUAUGGAACGGUUUGAGUGCUUUUUGCAAGCGAACGCUCUGACUGAACUUUCUAGCGCCCGCAAACGGGGUUAUUUCCUCAGCUCCUGUGGGAGCGAGAUUUUUGCCGCUGCUAGGGCUCUAGCGGCACCUCAGCAAGUUUUUGAUAUUCCUUGGGAGACCUUGGUGGAGAGAUUAAAGAACCAUUUCUCCCCUACCCUGUCUCACAUCGCGCGGCGCCAUGCAUUCUGGCAGUGCUCACAGACAAAGGGUGAAUCCGUGAACGAUUACAUGGCUUCCUUGCGUUCAGCAGCUCUCCAUUGUGAAUUCCGCGACCACUUGGACGAGAUGUUGUUAGACCAGCUGGUUUGCGGUAUCAAGGACUUAAAGUUACAACGACGCCUUUUGGCUCGCUCUGAGCUGACCCUCCAAGUCGCCCUGGACGAGGCCAGGGCUGCCGAAAUGUCCGGUCGCUCAGCCGCUGAAAUCCACCGUUACCAGACGCCCUCUCUAGCAAAUCCUAAACCCCUGUCUGUACAUUACGAGGACUCGGACCAGGGAGAGUCCUCCGACGAGGAACGGGAGGUGAGCCGCCUCAAGGCAACUCAGCGGAAGCGCGGCGGGUCCACCAAACUUUUUAAGUUUGCGCAGGACACCUGUUUGGGCUGCGGCGGCAACCAUCGCCGAACCGACUGUCGUUUCAAGACCAUCGUGUGCCGCCGCUGUGGGAAGAGGGGCCAUUUAUCGAGGGUCUGCAGAGCACCAGCCCCAAUGUCCGAUGUUACCUCUGGGCCACCCCUGGAGCGCCGCCGUGGUCGGAAAGUGCCUGCUCGCCGCGAGGAUUGCCUCGCUGUCACCCGCUACGAGGACCCGUCUGACAUCGCUGUGAGCAACGCCACUCCUUCAGCCUCUGCCAAUAAGCUCUUCCUGACUGUGGGUUUGGAGGGGUCGGCCUGUACAAUGGAGGUGGACACCGGGUCCUCCAAGUCACUCAUAGCGUGGGCGACCCUCUCUAAGUUGUUGCCGGGGUUGUCCCGCCGCCGGCUCAAGCCGUGCCCUGUCCUCUUAAAGGACUACCAAGGAAAGGCUAUUCCCACUCUGGGAUAUGAUAAUUUCAUGGUGUCUUUCCGCUCGUUUUCUGGUAAAUUGCCACUAAUUGUGGUUAGAGAUGCCCGCCCUACCCUCUUAGGACUAGAUUGGUUUGCCGCUUUAAAUUUGUCCAUCUCUGGAGUGCAUAGGGUAGUCCCAGAUGUUCCAUCUAUUCUGGCCCGUGAGUUCGCUGAUGUGUUCUCAGACCAGUUGGGUAAAUACACGGGUAGGCCAAUAUCAUUUAAUUUGGACCCUCAGGUGAUGCCAGUCCGCCUCAAACCGAGGAGAGUGCCUCUAGCUUUGCGCCCGCGCGUUGACGCAGAGCUUGACAAAUUAGUGGCUCAGGGCAUACUAGUCCCCGUGGAUCAUUCAGCUUGGGAGACCCCUAUAGUAAUUCCUUUAAAGCAGGACAGCUCAAUUAGAAUUUGCACCGACUAUAAAUGUUCCAUAAACAGGGCGUUGCAGGCCAACCCGUACCCGGUGCCAGUGGUGCAGCACCUGCUGCACUCCCUGGUUGAUGAGCCGACGGCCAUGGCCCAAACCAUUGUCACUCAUAGGGGUGCGUUUAAAUGCACCCGGCUUCAGUUCGGAGUGAGUGUCGCCCCGGGAAUAUUCCAAAGCAUCAUGGAACGAUUGCUUCAGGGAAUUCCCGGGGUGGUACCCUAUUUUGAUGAUGUCUUGGUCUCCGCUGGAGACCAAGCUGACCUCUUAAACAAGCUUCGGAAUCACAAGCCCCUUCUGGGGUUGCUGGCCGGUGAUCGGCAAACCCCGGUCAUGAUUUCGCCCCGCAUGUCCCGCUGGGUGGAGUUUCUGGCCGGGUAUUCCUAUCACCUGAUUUACCGGCCUGGCUCAGCCAUCGCACAUGCCGAUGCUUUGAGCCGGUGCCCGGUGCCCACCCCGGCCUCUGAUCUGGCUCCUGCCUCAUCAGUCCUCCUCGUUGAGGACUUCGAUUUUCCCCUGACUGCUUCAGACAUCAGCGCUGGGUCCUUGGCGGACCCUGCCAUUUCCAAGGUUUUGGAUUGGGUCCGCAGGGGAUGGCCUAAGGGUCCCGCACCUGCAGAUCUCCUCCCCUUUUUCCAACGGCAAAAUGAGCUGUCCACCCAAAGGGGUUGUCUCCUUUGGGGAAAUAGGGUCGUUGUCCCUGAGGGUUUGCGGUGCCCCGUUCUGGCCCACCUACACAACGCUCAUCCGGGAAUCGUCCGCAUGAAGGGGCUGGGCCGCAGCUAUGUGUGGUGGCCCGGCAUGGACGGUGAUAUUGAGCAGUGGGUGGCUACGUGCCCCCAAUGCCAAGCGUCCAGGCCUGUUUCCCCGGCAGCCCCCUCCAGGGAGUGGGAGGUUCCCCGGGCGCCAUGGGCCCGAAUCCAUAUGGAUUUCGCUGGCCCCUUCCAGGGUCAUACAUUCUUGGUCGUCGUAGAUGCCUACUCUAAAUGCGUAGAAUUAGCUCUUAUGCAUUCUACGACGACCGAAGCUGUCAUCCGGGUGCUGGAAGGGUUAUUCGCGACGCAUGGUCUACCCGAUACCAUAGUUAGCGAUAAUGGACCUCAGUUUACGUUGGCACAGUUCCAACGGUUUGUGGCUAAGCUGGGCAUUCGCCAUACGACGAUGGUCCCCUUCCAUCCGGCCGCGAAUGGAUGGGCGGAAAGGGCCGUGAGAUCGGCUAAAGAGGCGCUUAGCCGCCUCCGACGACUCCGGACAGUUCUCGACAGAUUACACCCUGCCUACACACCUGAAAUCACAAAGGGCUUCACGCCCCAUUGCUGGGCAUUCACGAUUGGCGACCCUGUCUAUGCACAAAACUUCGGGACUGACAAUAAAUGGGUGCCGGGCCACAUAUGCCAAUUAACCGGACCCUACUCUUAUAGGGUCCAGCUCGAAGAUGGUCGCAUCUGGAGGCGGCACGUGAACCAACUGCGGAGGAGGAUGCCUUUAACAACAGACCUUCCCUGUAAGCAGGCAACGUCAGCGGGCGACGAGAGGCCACCGCGCAUAACCAGCAAUACUCCUUCACCUACUUCACCUGCUAUCGGACUACAACCCGAUGCGUUCUCGUUGGUCCACUCACCUGCUUGA
Messenger RNA from Pantherophis guttatus, 3198 nucleotides. NCBI's taxonomy places the organism in Eukaryota, Metazoa, Chordata, Lepidosauria, Squamata, Colubridae. The record is from RefSeq and is a predicted model, not a curated record.